This is a messenger RNA of Sclerotinia sclerotiorum 1980 UF-70, 1038 nucleotides long. RefSeq lists its product as hypothetical. The coding region runs from base 1 to 1038 and encodes 345 amino acids. NCBI's taxonomy places the organism in Eukaryota, Fungi, Ascomycota, Leotiomycetes, Helotiales, Sclerotiniaceae. The record is from RefSeq and is a predicted model, not a curated record. The transcript is spliced from 3 exons. Gene Ontology annotation, cellular component: membrane.
AUGAAGGCCGCUAUCGCCAUUCCUGUCACCCUGGCUAUGGUGUAUCGAGCUGGAUCGCACAAGAGCUUAACUCCUGGAGGUAUCGUUGCAGCCGUAAUUACAGCAGCCGCACAUGCUUUGCAUCCAUGGAAUCUACCUUUUGCUCUUUUGAUAAUCUUCUAUCUCAUUGGUACAAGAGUUACCAAGGUUAAACACGAUGCUAAGGCCAAGCUGACGAUGCAAUCUACCGGUAGUGCUGGGGGAGAAGGUGCUCGUACCCAUAUGCAAGUCCUCGCGAACUCUGUCGUCGCCUCCGUUCUUACACUCAUGCAUGCCUAUCAACUACACAAACGAGAAAAGGAGCCAGAUUCGUCUAAGGGGGCAUGUUACACCUGGGCUGGUGAUCUUCUUGUGGUGGGGAUAAUAGCAAACUAUGCAGCUGUGGCGGCGGAUACCUUCAGUUCAGAGCUUGGGAUUCUAUCCUCAACCCAACCACGGCUCAUUACAUCCCCAAAUCUGCGAAAGGUCCCACCAGGCACAAAUGGAGGUGUUACGGUUUGGGGUCUCGUGGCAGGCCUGCUAGGUUCUCUCAUAAUUGUUACCGUUUCAAUGGUCCUGGUGCCAUUUUGUAAUCCUAAAGAAUCUGCGGAGAGUGGAUGGUCCUUUCUACAGCGACAACGUUUUACGUAUGCUUUAACUAUAUGGGGAGCUCUAGGCAGUGUGCUAGAUAGCUUUUUAGGUGGAUGGUUCCAGAUGAGCGUUGUGGACACAAGAACUGGACGUAUUGUGGAAGGACAAGGUGGAAAGAGGGUAUUGAUUGAUGCGGGUGAUCCAACCGGUAUGCAUCACGAGAAGAGCGCUUCCUCGGAUGCCUCCAAAAAGUCACUCAAAUCAAGUCUUAAGCAUGAUCACCCUAGCCGAAUUAUUGAGAACGGAUAUCUAAACAUCCUUGAUAAUAACGAGGUCAAUCUUCUCAUGGCGUUAACUAUGAGCUUAGGAGCUAUGGGUAUUGCAAGUUGGGUAUGGAAUAUUCCAUUUUCAAGCAUAUAUACCUUUUAA